Molecule: messenger RNA, 2026 nt
Organism: Engraulis encrasicolus (European anchovy)
Lineage: Eukaryota; Metazoa; Chordata; Actinopteri; Clupeiformes; Engraulidae
Gene: xpnpep2
Product: X-prolyl aminopeptidase (aminopeptidase P) 2, membrane-bound
Exons: 20
Coding region: 1-1920 (639 amino acids)
Molecular function (GO): metalloaminopeptidase activity
Source: RefSeq, a predicted model, not a curated record
AUGCCAUAUGUCCCUCCAACUGCAGUGAACACCACCCUGAGAUUACGGGCUCUGAGGGAGGUGAUGGAGAAACAGAACCUCACAGCCUACAUCAUCCCUGGCACAGACGCACACCUGAGUGAGUACAUUGCUAUACGGGAUGCAAGAGUUACCUUCAUGUCUGGCUUCACAGGCUCAGCAGGCACGGCGGUGGUGACGAUGGAUAAGGCCACACUAUGGACCGACAGCCGCUACUGGGUACAGGCUGAGAGGCAGAUGGACUGCAACUGGGCACUGGAGAAAGAUGUCUCCACAAGCAGCAUCACAAACUGGCUCAUCAAGGAAGUUGCAGCGGGAGAAGAAAUUGGAUUUGAUCCUUACGUCUUCUCCGUCAAGACGUUCAAUGCCUACAGCGGAAACCUGUCCCCUGCCAGUCGCGUGUUGAAGUCCAUUCCUGACAACCUGGUAGAUAAAGUAUGGAGCGAUCGGCCACCAAUAUCCACAGACAGCCUUGUGCGGCUGCCAGAUAACAUCAUCGAGAGGACUUGGCAGCAGAAGGUGGCGUAUAUCAGGGGUAUGAUGACGGAGAACCCAUACGAGCCCACCGCUGUGCUCCUCUCCGCGCUCGACGAGACAGCAUGGCUCUUCAAUCUGCGAGGAAAUGAUAUACCAUACCACCCCUUCUUCUAUUCCUACACUCUAUUGACAAUGGAUGGCAUCAUGCUUUUUGUGCACACGGCUCGAGUAACAGAAGAAUUGAAGACGUACCUGAACUCAGCCUGCUAUACAGAGGGAUGCGUACAGAUUCUUGAGUAUGGCCAGGAACGGACCCAGUUGAAGGCCUAUCUGACGCGCCCCAACGUGAGGGUGUGGGCAGGGACCGAGUACACCAACCAGGCCCUCUACGAACUCAUACCCGAGGACAAGUUAAUGACCACUGAUUACUCUCCUGUGCUCACCACCAAAGCUGUGAAGGACCCCACGGAACAGCGUAUCCUGAGAGAGGCACACGUGAGGGAUGCGGUGGCCGUUAUGCAGCUGCUGGUGUGGCUGGAGAAGAACGUCCCCUCAGGCAAAGAGACGGAGGUGACAGCAGCACGUUAUGUCGAUGAGUGCCGCAGCAAGCAGAAGAACAGCAGGGGCCCCAGCUUUGAGACCAUCUCUGCCAGUGGACCCAACGCUGCUCUGGCCCACUACAGUCCUACUGAGGAAACAGCUCGGGUGCUGAGCGUAGAUGAGAUGUACCUGGUUGAUUCUGGUGGCCAGUAUCUUGAUGGAACCACCGACAUCACCAGAACAGUUCACCUGGGCACUCCCACAGACUUCCAGAGGGAGGCUUACACCCGUGUGCUGAUGGGUAACAUUGAAAUAUCCCGAAAUAUCUUCCCUGAUGGAACAAGAGGCAUCAAUAUGGAGAUGUUGGGCCGCCGGGCAUUGUGGGAAGUGGGCCUGAACUACGGCCAUGGCACAGGACACGGUGUGGGCAACUACUUUGGAGUCCAUGAAUGGCCCGUGGGUUUCCAGUCCAACAAUAUUCCCUUCAGAGAGGGAAUGUUUACAUCGAUAGAGCCUGGAUAUUACAAAGAGAAUGACUUUGGAAUUAGAAUUGAAGAUAUUGCAAUGUUGACUCCAAUAAAAACAAAGUAUGGCAAUAAUUUCCUGACCUUCGACAUCGUCUCCCUGGUUCCGUAUGACAACAAGUUGAUCAACACCUCCCUCUUGAGCCCUCAGCAGUUGGACUGGCUGAACCGCUACUACCAGAUGGUGCGUGAUAUAAUGGGUCCAGAGCUGAAGACCCAGGGCCACCACGAGCUCCACGACUGGAUGAUGAAGCACACAGAGCCCUUCCCCACCCCACACAACUCUGCCCCCAUCACCUCCUACUCCUUCUCUCUCCUCCUCUCUCUGCUCUCCACUCUACUGCUUCAGCACCUCCUCUGAGGUGUGGAGAUUUCUACUCCCGUUUCUUACUCCUCAAACGUGUCUUACUCCAAACUGAGGUGUGUCGUCUUUUCUGGCCUGCUUCUUUUAGCUCCUCCUCACUCUG